Molecule: messenger RNA, 2193 nt
Organism: Symbiodinium sp. CCMP2592
Lineage: Eukaryota; Dinophyceae; Suessiales; Symbiodiniaceae
Source: the annotation of a GenBank genome assembly
AUGGAUUGGGUCUUGGCGAUCUGGAGUCUUGCGGGUCUUGCACUGGUUGCAUGCGGCUCCACCGUUCCAGACUCUCCUGAGCAUGUGCUGGGUGCUGAAGAGCUGGACGUGGACGAGCAUGUCACUGUGAGAUGGAGCCAUUUCGUCGGUGCUGACAAAGGCUGGUACUCGUGGGGUUAUGUUCGUGACAGCUCAGGCAAUUUUCUAGAUUCGAUCACCGGCAACACGAAGGCCACUGGUGUGUUCGCCUGGCAGGUUCCUGCGAGACUCUGUGGCAAGAAGAUUCAAGUGGAAAUGUGCAGCGGCAGUCCUCCACGGAAGACAAAGCAUGCUUGCCACCGGUCGAAGGGUUAUCUGGUCAAAGGUGACUGCCCGGAGGAUGUCUCGAGCGUAAGGAGCGUUGAAGGCACCACCACGACGACCACCUUGGCGGACAUUCGCGAAUUGGGCCCGUUGUCACUGCAUUCCAGAUCUCGACGUUGGACUCAGGCUUCCGGCAGCAGCCAAAGCAUGAUCACUGACACCGAAAGAGCAUCCGAUGCCUCAGUGACUUCGGUGGCCCUAGUUGUCGUGUGGUUGGGCAGGUUGCCUCCCUUCGUGGGUGCUUUUGCAGAGACUGCUCGGCGUAGUGGAGCCACAUUCUUCAUUUUCCAUACACAUGAAGAAGAAUCUCCCGUGCAUGCUGACAACGUUCACUUUGAGCACUUGACCUUGAAAAGCUUGGCAACCAGACUUUGGAAGACUGACGUAAUUCAAAAUGUCUUCAGUACCAUGUCCUUUGAGUCUUUCGAAGGUCGCGUGGCAGAAUGCUAUGCGGAUGACAAUCCAGCAAAAGGCAACGACCUAAAACCUCUAUAUGGAGCUUUGUUUCGGGAGGAACUAAGCAACUACACACAUUGGGGCUGGACAGAUCUUGACAUGAUUUGGGGAAGGCUCGACCUCUUCGUGACAAAGGAUUUGUUGACAACAUACGAUGUGAUUUCUUUCCCGGACGGUGCCAGGCCGGCCUUGUACCUUUCAGGACAGCUCACGAUCUUUCAAAACACGCCCAUCUGGCGCCACUUCGUGGACGGUUGCCUGGAGGGUCCCGGCCACGUGAACUACGGGGGGUGCUAUGCGGAGGGGCUCUUGUCAGAAGCGAAUCUUUUCUUCGAUGAGAAGCUUGCGAUCUGGUUUGCAGCACUGAGACGUGCACGCAUUUGGGUGGAUUUCAGUCUGUUGCUGAUAGAGCCCAGGUGGUCGCGGUUGUCUGGCCGUGGUGUGCAGAAGCUGUCUCGCCAGCACUCGGAAGGGCGCCUGCUGGUGCAUGGGAGUCAGAGUUUGCCUUUCGUGGAUGUUGAGCGACGGAACAUGGAAGUGCACAAACUGCAGAACUCAUCAGACUGCUACACAGAGUUUGGACUCGGAUGGAGCUUUGUCUGUGUUCCGACCGAGGGGAACGAUGCCUUCGGCAUUGCGUAUGAAAUUGCUGGUCAAAGGUUGCUACUGUGGCCGUCGUUGCCUCGCCUGGUAGAUGGCGGAGUGGAGUUUGCAGCGUGGCACUUGCACCGGAGUAAACAACGCCUUCACUGGGAGUCCCAGUGCCAAACGGUGACAUGCCACAGAGAACGCCAAUCUGCAAACAUCAGCUGUGAAUGCGGCUCUUCUGGGUCGGAGGGAGCUACUUGGAAUCUCCCGAUUCCGAACAUUGUCCAUUUCGUGCUCACCGACCGAAACACCCGAUUCUUUGACUGGCCCUGCUAUGCAGCCAUCCGAAGUGCUUGGGAAACGCUCCAGCCUGAACAGUUGCUUGUUCACGUUUUGGAUGGAGUGGAACCCGGCACUUUUGAUGACUGGUGGCAGGCUGCCAGGGCAUUCAUUACUGCAGUCGUUCCAUUUUCACGCUCGGCCGUGCCGUCUUCACUGAAUGGACUUCGGCUCAGCCAUCCUGCAUUCAUAGCUGAUUUCUGGCGCAUUCAAAUCCUGCACGAUUGGGGUGGCAUAUAUAUGGAUACAGAUGCGUUGUCCUUGCGUGAGUUUGAGGACUUGCGAGGAUGGAGGGCUGUUCUGGCAAGACAGGGCGGAGUGGAGCUGCGUGCUACCGUGGGAUUGAUGAUGUUUGAGAAGCACUCCCCGGUGCUGCUGCCCCUGCUUGAUCGAAUGAGGAAAGCUUACACCGGAUCCUGGGGAGUACAUGCUGGGCAUGGGACUUAG